UAAACUACUAUACUAACAACACGAAGACUGGUUCUAUAAAUAGUAACAUAGUCUUAAAUUGAUUUUCUUUUCUUUCUUUGUGAUAGUAUAACAUAAUGGAUGUUGUAAACAAAGAAUUUACAUACGAUUUCAAUAAUGAAAAACGUGGAAUAGCACUGCUGAUACACAAUGAAAUAUUUGACGAAAAUUGUGACUACAACGACAGGCCCGGUGAUAAUGGAGAUUUUAACCGAAUGCUGGAAAUAUUUACGAAACUUGGAUUUGAUGUUAAACCGUACAGAAAUUUGACAGCCACGCAAAUAAGGAAGACAAUGGAAAAGGUUUCAGAAAUGUCCAAAAUUCAUGAAAAAUCUGAUUGUUUUGCUUGUGUCAUUGCUUCACAUGGGGAAGAAAUGGAGUUGGAAACCGAAAACAAUAUCCAUAUCAAUGAACAUGUAAUUGUAGGCACUGAUGGGCAAGUUGUCAAAACAAGGGAUAUUGUAGAAAUGUUCAAUGCAGAUAAUUGUGUAGAACUUAAAGAUAAACCGAAAUUCUUCUUUAUUCAGGCUUGCAGAACUAGCAAUGCUACCGUUUUAGGAAUGGACAGUGGACAUACAGUAACAAUAACAGAACGAAAGCAGCCACAAGGUGGCAUUGUUGAUGGUAUUGAGAAUAUGCAAGUUGACUCUCAAAUAAUCGACAAAGUUGAUGCAAAUUGUAUAUCAACAAAUGCAAACUCUCUGUGUGAAAAUAAUCUUGACACAAGACACUUGUCAUCUGCUGAAAGAACCCUCAGUAGACAACAGCUAGUUCACCAGGUAACAGACGUUGAAUGCCCUGAUGAUACUUUGUUGAUGUUUGCCUCCUUAUCUAGUAACUAUGCCGUUCGGAAUCCCACUAAUGGUGGCUGGUUAUUAACUAGUCUUUACAGUCAAAUCAAGGAACAUAUAGACACUGGUAAAAUAUGUUCGACAGAAUUUACCCAAAUUCUAAAUGGUGCUUUGAAAGAAAUGACGACAAAGAACUUUAAACCGUCUGAAAUCACUUCACGAUUGUAUGGAGCAUUUUCUCCUGGAUGUUUAACGCAUUGUUUGUCUAGGGAUGUUCUCUUUCUGGAAAAGUAAUACAAAUAGCACUGGCGCCUUGUUGAUCAUUUGUUUUCAUAGGGAUGACUUGUUUCAAAUCAAUUUAUUUCUUGUUGAUUCUACAUGCAUUUUUAAACGUUAUUUUGAUUUUCAACUAAGAUUACAUAUAUUGCUUUUGCAAUUUUGUCUUGUACAAUACAAAUAGAGCUGUCGCUAUAUUGAUCACAUGUUUGCAUAUGGAUGACUUGUAACUUGUUGCAAAUUUAUGUAUUUAUUGUUAAUUCUACCUGCAUUUAAAUCAAUGGAGUCAUGAAAUUAUCUCGUAUAAAUUUAUUCUUUGAAGUUAUUUUAAUUUUCAACUAAGCUUACAUACUAUUACUUUCCAAUUUGUCUCGUUCCGUAUUUAUAAUUACAUGUCUAUUUUAAUAAUUACAGCAGUGACAAAGAUAGACAGUUUACAUUACACAGAAUGUUUACAAAUCACAUAAACAAUUGUUGAAUAAAGCUUGACCUUGAUUUUAAUCCAAAACUGAUACAGGGACCUCUCAAGAAAAAAAACGCAUCCUUGACUAUGAAUGAUUAUAUAUACAUUUUUUCCUACUAAUUUGUUCAAAUUAUAUUUAGUGGUUUUUAUGUUUGACUGCCUGAAUUUCAUCAAACUUGAAAUAAUCAAGAUGCUUAUGUAACUGCCCUUACUUUGAGCAGAAAAAUGACAACAAAAACGCUGAGAUUCAAGCUCUAAGAUACAAAAAAAAAAGAUUUUUUUUAUUGGUUUUUGUUUCAAACACCAAUAAAAAAAAUUCACAAAACGGUAAAAUUGUGUUCGUUCCGAUCAACAUUAAUAAAGUCAGUUUUAAAUGUC
Messenger RNA from Mytilus californianus (California mussel), 1926 nucleotides. Its product is annotated as caspase-7-like. Bases 96 to 1103 code for a protein of 335 amino acids. Gene Ontology annotation, biological process: apoptotic process; proteolysis. The record is from RefSeq and is a predicted model, not a curated record. Gene Ontology annotation, cellular component: cytoplasm. NCBI's taxonomy places the organism in Eukaryota, Metazoa, Mollusca, Bivalvia, Mytilida, Mytilidae. The transcript has 4 exons.